Tarenaya hassleriana is the source of this 601-nucleotide messenger RNA. RefSeq names its product flowering-promoting factor 1-like protein 1. Gene Ontology annotation, biological process: regulation of flower development. The coding region runs from base 103 to 435 and encodes 110 amino acids. The transcript has a single exon. Lineage: Eukaryota; Viridiplantae; Streptophyta; Magnoliopsida; Brassicales; Cleomaceae. The record is from RefSeq and is a predicted model, not a curated record.
UCUUAUAUAUAUCCACCCCUCCAACAACCUGUGAUAUCCCAUAUCCAAAUCUCCAUAACCAUACCGCACACACACACACAAAAUCUAGCGAAAGAGGACAACAUGUCGGGAGUGUGGGUGUUCAAAAACGGCGUGGUUAGGCUAGUGGAGAAUCCGGCGGCGGAGACAACCGUAGAGGGGAGCCGCCAAAUGAAACGGAAGGUUCUGGUGCACACACCGAGCAACGAAGUCAUAACCUCGUACGCUGCUCUCGAGCGCAGGUUGUUCGGUUUGGGCUGGGAACGUUACUACGACGAUCCCGAUCUUCUCCAGUUCCACAAACGGUCCACCAUCCAUCUCAUCUCUCUUCCCAAAGAUUUCGGCAGGUUCAAGUCCAUGCACAUGUACGAUAUCGUCGUCAAGAACCGAAACAUGUUUGAAGUCAGAGACAUGUGAAAAAAAAAAGAAGGAACCCUAAUUAAUUUGUGUGGAUCAUCUGUUUAUUUUACGCUUUUUACAGUUUCAUUUUACUGUUUGGUUUGAAGAGAUAUCGGUGUCACAUAUAUAAAACUAACCUAUAUAUAUAUAUAGGGGUUUCCUUGUCUAUGAUACGUAUUUUACA